This is a messenger RNA of Oryza sativa Japonica Group (Japanese rice), 384 nucleotides long. Its product is annotated as 1-aminocyclopropane-1-carboxylate oxidase homolog 1-like. Lineage: Eukaryota; Viridiplantae; Streptophyta; Magnoliopsida; Poales; Poaceae. The record is from RefSeq and is a predicted model, not a curated record.
AUGCCACCGCUCUUCCUCCCUCCAGGCUACGGUCACGAGCGCUCGCCGUCACCUCCGCCGCCGCGACCAAUGGCCUUCGCCAUCCCGACUGUGGACCCCUCCCUCCCGUGCUCGGCCACCGUCCCGGUCGUCCGCGUCGCUGCAUGCUCGUGCGGCUUCUUUCAUCUCACUAGCCACGGUGACCCGCACGACACCGUCGCCUCCUCCGUCGCCGCCAUGCGGGCGUUCCACGAGCAGCCCAUCGCCUCCCGCUCGCUGUGUUACUCGCUAGCACCCGUAGGAGGCGUCACCUACUCCACCAUCCCCAUCCAACAGCCGCCGCCGCUGCUGUCGAAGGCCGUCGGUCGCAGCGGUGGAGGUGGCGGCGAGCGCGCACGGCCGUAG